This is a messenger RNA of Gracilinanus agilis (Agile Gracile Mouse Opossum), 1395 nucleotides long. RefSeq names its product interferon-inducible GTPase 5-like. Gene Ontology annotation, cellular component: membrane. The record is from RefSeq and is a predicted model, not a curated record. Lineage: Eukaryota; Metazoa; Chordata; Mammalia; Didelphimorphia; Didelphidae. Gene Ontology annotation, molecular function: GTP binding; GTPase activity. Bases 1 to 1395 code for a protein of 464 amino acids. The transcript has a single exon.
AUGGCGUCCAAGUCACAUGCCCCACCGUCCGAGGAGGAGAGCACCAUCCUCAUGGCUAAAGAAGAGCUCGAGGCUCUUCGGGCAGCCUUCGAGCUGGGGGAUAUCCCCAAGGCUGCCUCCCGCCUCCGGGAGCUGCUGGGCAACGCAGAGAGUAGCCGCCUCGAGGUGGGAGUGACCGGCGAGUCCGGGGCCGGAAAGUCUUCUCUGAUCAACGCCCUUCGAGGGAUCGGGGCAGAGGACCCCGGUGCGGCCCGGACGGGCGUCAUCGAGACCACGACCCAGCCCACCCCGUACCCCCACCCGCAGCUGCCGGAGCUCAUGCUGUGGGACCUGCCCGGGGCCGGCUCUCCCGGCUGUCCAGCCGACAAGUACCUGAAGCAAGUAGACUUUGCUCGUUACAAUUUCUUCCUCCUGGUCUCACCCCGUCGCUGUGGGGCCGUGGAGACCCGACUGGCGAGCGAGAUCCUCCGUCAGGGCAAGAAAUUCUACUUUAUCCGCACCAAAGUGGACGAGGACCUGGCGGCGUCUCGCACCCAGCGCCCAUCGGGUUACAGCGAGAACGCCGUCCUCCAGGAGAUCCGGGACCACUGCGCGGAGCGCCUCCGGGCCGCCGGCGUCCAGGACCCCCGGAUCUUCCUCGUGUCCAAUCUCUCGCCGGCCCGCUACGACUUCCCGCUGCUGGUGGCCACGUGGGAGCGGGAGCUCCCGGCCCAUCGCCGCCACGCCGGCCUCCUGUCCCUGCCAGACAUCUCGCUGCAGGCCCUGCAGAAGAAGAAAGACGCCCUCCAAGAGCAGGUGCUGAAGACGGCCUUGGUGUCCGGGGUCAUCCAGGCCUUACCCGUGCCGGGCUUGGCAGCCGCCUACGACGACGCCCUCCUGAUCCGCUCCCUGCGGGGCUACCACCGCAGCUUCGGCCUGGACGACGACUCCCUGGCCAGGCUGGCCGAGCAGGUGGGCAAGCAGGCCGGCGACCUGCGCUCCGUGAUCCGCUCGCCCCUGGCCACCGAGGUCUCGCCAGAGGCGGUGCUGCGUAUGUACGCUCAGUCAUCGGACGGGGCCAUGCGUGUGGCCCGGGCCUUCGAGAAGGGCAUCCCCGUGUUCGGGACACUCGUGGCCGGCGGCAUCUCCUUCGGGACCGUCUACACCAUGCUCCAGGGCUGCCUGAACGAGAUGGCCGAGGACGCCCAGCGUGUCCGCAUCAAGGCCCUGGAAGAGGAGGUGGCCGCCCCCGACGCCCGCCUCGACGUCGCUUCUAGCGGGCCUGGGUUGGAGAAGAGGGGGGCAGGCGAGGGCGGCGGGGAGGACGCUCCACUCUCAGCCCGCCGGAAGCUUGGACUGCUGCUCAAGUACAUUCUGGAGAGCUGGAAGAAACGGGACGUGGUCGAAGAGAAAUAA